UCCAAUGAGACCCAGAGCAGGAGAAGGCUCCAGCCUUCUGGUUUUCAUAACAGUAGCCCCCUCCAGUAGGGUUGAGGCAUGGGAGGAGCUUGCCCAAACUCAAAUAAACACUGACAUGCAGCAUCUUAUGAGGAUGUGCAGCCUCCAUAGGACACACUACAACAGCUAGAAGGACAAGGACAGCUGAAACUCUCUGUCAAGAUGAUCAAGUCCUUCAAGCAAACAUUUCUGUCCCUGGACCUGCAGUCCCCUCGCUGGAGCUCAGUAGAGGCAAUGGCAAAGGACUAUGAACUGCGUCAGUAUGAGACAGCAAAGUGGGUCAGCACAGUGAUCAGGGGAGAAACCCAGAAGGAAGCAAUGCGCCAGGGCUUCUGGAAACUCUUCCACUACAUCCAGGGAAAGAAUGAAAAAGAAGCUAAGAUUGAUAUGACUGUGCCAGUGACCUGCCUGGUAAAAUCAGGCUGCGCAGACUUCAAGAUCUCCUUCUUUGUGCCAUUUGAACACCAGGACUGCCCUCCCCAGCCCACUGACUCGGAUGUGUUCAUUGAGGAACGGAAGGCAGCAGCUCUCUUUGUCCGGUCCUUUGGUGGAUUUGCCUCUCCAGAGAAAUAUGCUGAGGAAGCUGAUGCCUUGGCCAGAACCUUAAGAAACAGAGGCCAACCCUUCCACGAAGACUUCUUUUAUACUGCAGGCUAUGACAGUCCCUUCAAGCUCUUUAACAGGCAUAACGAAGUGUGGUAUUUUAAAAAGUAACAUGAUGGGAGAAUAUGAAGAGGCUACUAAUCAGCUCUGGAUGGAAAUAGACCUUAUGAUUGGCUUUUGUUUUAGUGCAGGAAAGAUUUAACUUGCAUGUGGACACAAUGCCUAAAUUUAUUUUCUCUAGGAUGAAGUACGUUCUAGAUAAAAACACUUCAAAAAUCACACCAGGUGGAGUGGGCAGGAAACAAACUUACUCCUCUUAGUGAAAGGCUCUAAGCAACACCAAUAAUCUUAAAAUAAUCCUGCUGAAGUUAAUUAGGUAUGUAGCUUUACUUCUCACUAGAAGUACUACAGCACUUAAAGUGUUAUGGAAAGGGAGUUCUUCAUAACUGAUUUUCAUAAGAUGAUUUUUUGUACUGACAUCAUCCUUGGGAACAGGGAGGAAUUUAAAUGAAUUUUUCAGAGAAGCAAGUUUCCAUUAAGGAGCAUUAGAAAGCCAUAACAUCUUAGCAGCCCUUAGUGACUUACCAACAGCAACUGUUGUUAAUUAGUACUAUCAAAAUUUCCCACCUCUCCAGCUUUACUUUUUUCCCUCAUGAAGGCUGAAUGUUGUUUAAAUCCAGGACCCUUGGAAAAGGGUCUUUAAGUCCAAGCCAUGCACUUGUUCUGAGAUCUGCACCUGAACACGUAAUACCAGGAUUACUGGUGAAAUAUUAUUUCAGUAGCAAAUUUACAAGUAUUAAGUUUUGCUGUCACUUGAAACACUUGAAAUACUCAAGUUAUUUAGCUUUGUCUAAAUAUGGUCACCUGCAGCCUGCACCCCAGCAGUACUUGACACCUCAGUUAAGACACUUGCAGGACUAGCAUACCUAUUUAGUCCAUGCUCUAAAUCAAGCAUUUUCAAUCUUAAUAUAGCAGCUUGGAGGGGUUUUGCAUCAAGUUGUUUCAGCCAGAAAGGAGGUCACAACACCAGGUAGAGUUUGCAGAUUUUUAUUGGCUCCAAUAAGCAUCAGGCAAACAUUACCAGUGAAGUAAAAAGACAUCAGCUUUUUUAAUGUUAUUCAUGUAAGUGUAACCCAUUCAUCAGCAAUCUUCCACCUAUUAAGACAGACAUAAGAACCAUUAUAAGGUACCAAACCAGCACAAGAAGCUUGACGGGAACAUCUCAGACCUUAGAAUUUCAUCUCUAUUCAGUGAGAGAGUUCAAGCUAAGGUUUCAUCACUUGUUCCACCAAAUACAUUAUUACAGCAGUUACACUCACCUCCUUAAUUCUUCAUAUGCUAGUUUCAGAAUUGCCUCUUCACCUAAAUCAAGAAAACACAGUUAGCAUAUGCAGCAGCACAACAGCUAAAAAGCUCCACAAGAGCUUGGUAACCUCAGAAAUGGAACGGAAAGGGUAAUAUCACAGUAACUCAUUUGGCAGAAUCAAUCUCAUCAGUGGCUACAACUAUUUCCUUAAGUUUUUAAUAAAUUUAUUUGUGGACUUACCC
Oenanthe melanoleuca is the source of this 2190-nucleotide messenger RNA. It is a transcript of the gene HEBP2, whose product is annotated as heme binding protein 2. Gene Ontology annotation, cellular component: cytoplasm. The record is from RefSeq and is a predicted model, not a curated record. The transcript has 5 exons. The coding region runs from base 202 to 753 and encodes 183 amino acids. NCBI's taxonomy places the organism in Eukaryota, Metazoa, Chordata, Aves, Passeriformes, Muscicapidae.